Suncus etruscus (white-toothed pygmy shrew) is the source of this 4475-nucleotide messenger RNA. RefSeq names its product FA complementation group D2 (gene FANCD2). The coding region runs from base 114 to 4454 and encodes 1446 amino acids. The record is from RefSeq and is a predicted model, not a curated record. Gene Ontology annotation, molecular function: DNA polymerase binding. Gene Ontology annotation, biological process: homologous chromosome pairing at meiosis; mitotic intra-S DNA damage checkpoint signaling; double-strand break repair involved in meiotic recombination. The transcript is spliced from 45 exons. NCBI's taxonomy places the organism in Eukaryota, Metazoa, Chordata, Mammalia, Eulipotyphla, Soricidae. Gene Ontology annotation, cellular component: nucleus; condensed chromosome.
GCUGUUGGUCCUGUUGCCUCGGCCUCCGCUCUGCACCCCAACUUCUCUUCCUUCUCGGCCUCCUGGCGUGGACAGCAGGACAGGAAAUCAUUUAACCACAAAAGACUUGGAAAAUGGUUUUCAAAAGAAAACGACUGACAAGCUCCGAGGAUGAAGAGAGUCAGAGAGAAGAUGGUUCCACCACGAAGAAACCAUUUUCCAAAACCACGGAGAAACUUCGUGCUCAAAAGGAAGAUGAACAAAAUGACAGUGUCUUUGUCACGCUUCUUAAGACUUCAGGAUUAACUCUUAAAACAGGAGAGAAUCAGAAUCAACUUGCUGUGGAUCAGGUUGUUUUUCAAAAGAAGCUUUUUCAAACUCUGAAGAAACAUCCUUCUUACCCCAAAAUAAUAGAAGAAUUUGUCCGUGGCCUGGAGUCUUACAUUGAGGACCGAGAAGUUUUCAGGAACUGUCUCUUGCCUUGUGAACGGUUGCAGGAAGAGGGAAGCAGCACGGAUAAUUCUUUCUGUAAGAGCCUCAUUAAAUUGCUUCUGGGGAUUGAGAUAUUACAGCCCGCCAUUGUCAAAACCUUGUUUGAAAAGUUGCCAGAAUUCUUUUUUGAAAGCAACAGCAGUGAUGGAAUCAGCAUGCCUCAACUCAUCAUCAGUCAGCUAAAAUGGCUUGAUCGAGUUGUGGAUGGCAAGGAUCUCACCACCAAGAUCAUGCAGUUGAUCAACAUUGCUCCAGAACACCUGCAGCAUGACCUGAUCACCAGCCUGCCCGAGAUCCUCGGGGAUUCCCAGCAUGCGGAUGUUGGGAAGGAACUGAGUGACCUUCUGUCAGAAAAUACUCUGCUCACUCUUCCAAUCCUGGAUGUUCUCUCCAGCCUCCAACUGGACCCAGUGCUCCUGACUAAGGUUCGCAAAUUGGUUAUGAGUAAGCUGUCGUGUAUAAAACUGGAAGAUUUACCUGUGAUAAUCAAGUUUAUUCUUCAGUCUGUAACACCCACAGAUGCCCUUGAGGUCAUUUCUGAGCUUCGGGAUAAGUUGGAUUUGGGGCAUUUUAUUUUGCCAACUCAACUGCUGACUUCCCAAUUCAAAUCGAAGUCUAGAGGACUCGCAGGUUCUUUGGGAUUUCCAGAGGACAACUCUCGGGACUGUGUGACACUCUUCUUUGAUGUGAUUAAGUCGGCUGUUAGAUAUGAGAAAUUUAUUUCAGAAGCCUGGCUAAAGGCAAUUGAAAAUACUUCCUCUGAGUCUGAUCCCAAGACUUUUGACCUGGUAGUGCUGCUCAUCAUAUACAGCACCAACACGCAGUCCAAGAAGGCCCUUGAGAGGGUGCUGAAAAAUAAGAUUCAGACAGGCUGUUUUGAGGAAAAGCUGCUGGAUGGCACCUUCAUCAUCCACCACUUGGUCCUGAGGGAUAUUUUUCCAUCCAUUCUGACACUGGCUCAGACUUUGUUGCACUCCCCAGAGCAGAGUAUAACUUUGUUUGGCAGUCUUCUGUACAAAUAUGCAUUCAAGUUUUUUGAUAGUUACUGCCAGCAGGAAGUGGUCGGGGCCCUGGUGACCCAUGUCUGCAAUGGGAAUGAAACUGAAGUGGAUAUUGCUUUGGAUGUGCUCUUGGAGUUGGUGGAUAAAAGCCCAUCUGCCAUGAGACAUAAACCUGUCUUUGUGAAGAGCAUUUUGGAUUAUUUAGAUAAUAUGACUCCUCUACAAAUACGAAAACUCUUCUAUAUUCUUAGCUCCCUGGCAUUUUCCAAACAACAUGAAACUAGCAAUCAUAUCCACGAUGAUCUGCACCUGGUGAUACGGAAGCAGCUGUCCAGCACCAUAUUCAAAUACAAACUGAUUGGGAUCAUUGGUGCUGUCACCAUGGCUGGCGUCAUGGCGGCAGACAGAAGUGCAUCAGUCAGUUUAACCCAAAGGAAAACAGAGUUAAGCGAUGAAAAAUGUGCACAGGUAACCUCCUUGCUGCAGCUCGUUCGUUCAUGCAGUGAGCAGUCUCCUCAGGCCUCUGCUCUUUAUUAUGAUGAAUUUGCCAACCUGAUCCAAGUAGAAAAGCUGGCUCCAAAAAUCAUGGAGUGGGUUGGACAAACCAUCUUCAGUGAUUUCCAGGAUGCCUUUGUGGUGGACUACUGUAUACCGGAAGGCAACUACCCAUUUCCUGUGAAAGCUCUGUAUGGUCUUGAAGACUAUAACAGCCAAGAUGGGAUUGCCAUCAACCUCCUGCCACUGCUCUUCACUCACGACUGGGCAAAGGAAGGCGGUGGAGCUGUUUCAAAGGAUCCAAACCAAAAAUUGGUGUCACCAUUGUGCCUGACCCCCUACUUCCGACUACUGAGACUGUGUGUGGAGAGACAGCACAAUGGAAAUUUGGAGGAGAUUGACGGCCUGUUAGACUGCCCUCUGUUCCUCACUGACUUGGAGCCCGAAGAGAGGUUGGAGUCCAUGUCUGCUAAAGAGAAAUCCUUCAUGUGUUCACUCAUCUUUCUUACAAUUAACUGGUUUCGAGAGGUUGUCAAUGCCUUCUGCCGUCAAGCGUCCCCUGAGAUGAAGGGGAAGGUGCUCACUCGAAUCAAGCACAUCGUAGAGCUCCAGAGGAUUUUGGAGAAGUACUUAGCAGUCAACCCGAACUAUGUUCCUCCGCUAGCAAGCUUUGACUUGCAGAAUUUAGAUGUCACGCCUCACGCCAGUACUUCUGUUUCAGCAAAAAUCAGGAAACCAGGAAAGAUAGGAGGAGGAAGAAAACGAAAAGCAGAUGGCACCAAAGCAUCUGACACACUUUCAAAGGAGGAUACUUCAGAAUGUGACCCUACACCGUGUGAUAGAAGCCAGAUGGAAAAGGAGAGCACCGAGAAAGAAGAGAAGGCACCAGUGUCACUACAGAAUUACCGCGCUUACUUCCGAGAGCUGGACAUUGAGGUCUUCUCUGUUCUGCAAUGUGGACUUGUGACCAGGUCCAUCUUGAAUACUGAGAUGCACACUGAGGCGACAGAAGUGGUGCAGCUUCAGCCCCCGGAACUGCUUCUCCUGCUGGAAGAUCUCUCAGAGAAACUGGAGAAUAUGCUGAUACCUUCCAUAACCAAGCGAAUCCCCUUUUUCAAGAGUAAAGGCAGGCGGAAUAUUGGAUUCUCACAUCUCCAUCAGCGAUCUCCCCAAGAGAUUGCUUACAGUGUCGCGGAGCUGCUGAACCCAUUGUGUAACCAUCUGGAAAACAUUCACAACUACUUCCAGUGCUUAACCGCUGAGAAUCAUGGUAUCAUAGAUGGAGCAGAAACAAAGAGUUUGGAGUACCACAUGAUGUCUGCCUGCUAUCCCAGGCUACUGCGCAUUUUGCUGGCAUUUUUUUCUUGGAAUGGAUUUUAUCAACCUGAAAAUUUCACUUUACUGUAUUCUACCCUGGAGACCCUUAGCAGCCGCCUGAAUCCACAAGAACGUGACCAGUCCUUGGAGCAGCUGCUCAGCCAAAGCUUCCAAUACUUACAGAACUUCAGUCCCAGCCUCCCCAAUCUCCAUUGUGCUCUCUAUCUCCUCCGACUUCUGUUGGUUCUCCUGGGAAAAUUUGCAGAUCCUAAUCAAAACAAGGACAAAAUUGCUUCCUUGGCCAAACAGUUCCUCUGCCGGGUCUGGCCGAGUGAAGAGAAAGAGAAGGGCCGAGUCUUUAACGAACACCUCCACUCUUUACUCUGUGUCUACCUGGAGCACACAGAUGGCGUCUUAAAGGCCAUAGAGGAGAUUUCAGGGGUCGGUGUCCCAGAACUCAUCAACUCUUCUAAAGACGCCUCCUCUUCAUUCCCUACAUUGACUAGGAGCACCUUUGUCAUUUUCUUCCGUGUGAUGAUGGAACAGCUUGAGAAGAAAGUGAAAAGUCUUCAGCCUGGCACAGCGUCAGACUCGGAGCAGAUACAUGAAGAGAAACUUGUCUACUGGAACAUGGCUGUCAGAGACUUCAGUAUCCUCAUCAACCUGAUGAAGGUCUUUGAUAGUCGUCCUGUUCUGCAUGUAUGUUUGAAGUAUGGCCGUCUGUUUGCGGAAGUCUUCCUGAAGCAGUGCAUGCCGCUACUAGACUUCAGCUUUAGAAAGCAUCGGGAAGAUGUCCUAAGCUUAUUGGAGACCUUCCAGCUGAGCACUAGGCAGCUUCAUCACCUCUGUGGACAUUCCAAGAUUCACCAGGACACAAAACUCACCAAAGAGGUGCCAUUCCUCAAGAAGACCCUGGAGCUGUUGGUCUGUAGAGUGAAGGCCAUGCUCGUGUUCAACAAUUGCAGAGAAGCUUUCUGGCUGGGCAAUCUCAAAAAUCGGGAUUUGCAGGGUGAAGAGAUUCUAUCUCAAGUUUCCCAGAGCACAGCAGAGGAGAGCGAGGAGGAUGCAUCAUCCCAAAUCUCCAAGAGCAAAACUGCAGAGGAUGAUGAAGAUGAUGAAGCCAGUGCCGAAGAAAAAGAGCCAAGUAGUGAUGACAGUGACGAUGCCUGAUUAGACACACACACACACACA